Messenger RNA from Punica granatum (pomegranate), 1232 nucleotides. Lineage: Eukaryota; Viridiplantae; Streptophyta; Magnoliopsida; Myrtales; Lythraceae. The record is from RefSeq and is a predicted model, not a curated record.
UUGUGACAGAAUUAUUUUAUUUUUCUUUGGUUCGGUCCACAUUGUUUCUUCCUUGUUUAUUACUGAGAGAGUUAGAGAAGGAAGCUGUCUCCACACGAGAAGAAGAAACGGAAAUGGCAAUCCUCUGCUCAAUCUCUCCAUCUUCUUCCACUUCCCACCCUCAUCUCCCUUCCUCCUCUCUCUCCCGCUCCUUUUUCCGGUUGCCCCAGUCCUCCGCAUCCUCUCGCUGCCGCCUACGCCGGCCAAUCGCGGCCGCGCAAUUAUGCCCCCAGGAGACCACCCACCGCAUCGACAAGUCGCUGGUUCAAAUAUCGGAGGCUAUGACAGAGGACGAGCUGUGGGCUGCCGCCUGCCUCCGCGUCCGCAGUUUCUACGAAUUCGACCCCGCCACUUUCCGCGUCCAAGAUCAUAGAAGGUACUUGGCUGAGCGUGAAUUUGAAGCACUCAAAGAGCGUGUUGCUGGGAAGAGAGAGGGUUUCAGAAGGGUGUCUUGCAUAAAUGCUACUCUUCCUUUGUCGCAUGUUCUGAAUACUUCCGAUGAUUUAUGUGCCUCCUGUAAGUUUACAGAAAGUGGAGAGGAACGAGUAGUUGUUGGAUCACUUGAUCUUAACAAUUGCCAUCAUCUUCCCGAUGAAAUUGCUGGAAAGAAACCCGAGGGGAUUGGAGCUGAUUUUGCGAGGGCAUACAUAAGUAAUGUAUGUGUUGCCAAGGAGCUGCACAGAAAUGGGCUGGGUUAUGCUCUCAUUGCAAAAUCAAAGAUUGUCGCUGAAAAAUGGGGAAUAAGUGAUUUGUAUGUCCAUGUCGCCGUGAACAACAUACCAGCUAAGAACUUGUACAUGAAGGGCGGGUUCAUCUUCGAGAGUGACGAACCUGCAUGGCAAGCCAGAUUUCUUGAUCGCCCUCGCAGAAUUCUCCUGUGGACCUCUCUGCCGGUCAAAUAUGAAUUGUGACAUCUUAGUUACUCUCUUUAGUUGUGCAUUUUCCCCCGUUUUGGGUAUUAGAAGAAUGCUUCUCAAUCUGUAAUUUAUCUGAUCAUAUGGAAUAGGGGUUGUAUAGAAAAUUGUACAUGUUCAUCUGUGGGUCGAAAACGAUAUUUGAUAGCAUAGAUUAUAUGCAGACGUGAUUCUUUACCGUAUAUGACAAUUUAUAUAAUCACCCGAGGAUGUAAACUGCGCACUUCUAUGUUGAUGGGUUUCUAUUAGAGGAAUGUCAAGUGGGUUUAUACUUUGAAA